Messenger RNA from Prunus mume (Japanese apricot), 1766 nucleotides. The record is from RefSeq and is a predicted model, not a curated record. NCBI's taxonomy places the organism in Eukaryota, Viridiplantae, Streptophyta, Magnoliopsida, Rosales, Rosaceae.
GAGAAAACUAGCUAUGAAUUUUCUGACCAAAAUCAUCUCAGGACCUCUAACGCAGAGCGCAUAGAGGUUUUCAUCGUUCAGAAUUUCGAUCAAACAGAAGAGGUUAUCUUUCCUACGGUUUUGUGGGUGGUUUUCAGGAUACCUUCCAAUGGCAGGGAGACAUCGUGUUCCACGUGAAGCGAUGAAUGACCGGCGUGGUUACCCUCUUGAAGGACCUUUUGGUCGAGGUCCUCCAAUGCGACCACUUCCUCAUCCUGCAGUGUUGGAGGAAGAACUUGAAAUGCAACAUGCUGAAAUUCGAAGACUCUUGGCUGAUAACCAGAGGCUGGUUGAGGACCGAAUGACAUUGCAGCGUGAGCUUGGUGCUGCCAAGGAGGAAAUUCAUAGGAUGAAUGUUGCCUUUUCAGAUAUCCGUGCCGAAGAAGAAUUGCAAUCAAGGGAGCUCUUUGAGAAAGGCAGGAAAUUGGAGGCUGAUCUUCGGGCCACUGAGCCCUUGAAAAAUGAGGCUAAACAACUUCGUUCUGAAGUUCAGAAGCUGAAUAAUGUUAGGAAGGAACUUUCCACUCAAGUUCAGACCCUCACACAGGACGUUGCGAGGUUGCAAUCGGAUAAUCAACAGAUUCCUCUACUAAGGGCUGACAUUGAUGGUCUGCACCAGGAGCUUAUGCAUGCUAGAAAUGCAAUCGAUUAUGAGAAGAAGGCGAAUAUUGAGCUUAUGGAACAAAGACAGGCAAUGGAGAAGAACCUAGUUUCUAUGGCUCGUGAAGUUGAGAAACUACGCGCAGAUCUUGCUAGGACAGAUGGUAGACCAUGGGGUGCAGGUGGACAAUAUGGGAUGAAUUUCAGCAGCCCGGAGGUUGCUUUUCCUCCUGCAUAUGGAGAUGGCUAUGGGAUGCACAUGGGUGUUGCUGAUAAAGGGCCUAUGUAUAGGCCAGGUCCAGCUUCAUGGGGAGGACCUGAAAAGCCUCGCAUGACUCGUCGUUGAAAUCUGGAUGAUUAUGAUUUCAAUGACGGAGUAUACAUGCCACCUUUGGUUGCUCAUCAUCAGCAUAGAUGGUCAAGUCAUCUAUGUGUGCACGCCAGAUCAGUAGCCAUUUAUUUUUCUGAAUACAUCGUGAAAGGAUAGUUGUUGCGGAUUGUCAAGUGAGAAAUCAGGUUUGUCUCACAUAUUUGAAGUGAGUAUAGAAGCAAAUGUGAUUUAUACGAGAGGUUUAUUUGACUUGGAGAUUGGUGGAAGAAAAUAUCUUUACCCAAUUGUUGAAAUUGGUGAUUAUAGCAGAGUCUAUGCAACCUAUUAAUUUUGUUGGAGGUUUAAGUUACCUGCAACGCAAAUCCCAACCUGUAGAUCUAUCUCAAUUUUAGCAGGUGAAGAAGUGGUUUGUCAAGGAUGUAUCCUGCAGUUUGUCAUUUCCGCUAGUGAGGGUAUGUUGCCAUCUCAUUUACAUGAGUCAAGCUUGUGAAUAUGGAUUUCACCUUCCUCUUACUGUACUGGUCGAAUAGGAGAUUGAAUUGGCCGUAUUUCAGGCAUCGUAUUUUCAUACUCAAUUUUGAAGUUUUAGGGCUUGUAUUGUCACUUGUUGAAUAGGAGAUUGAAUUGGCCGUUUUCCGGGCAUCAUAUUUUCAUGCUCAAUUUUGAAGUUUUAGGGCUUGUAUAGAAUCAGUAAUUUCAAAUUGCUGUCAACGAGCACAUUGUGGUGUUGGAGUAUUGAGGCACCCUUGCAUUUUGCUGCAAAACAAUAAAAUGAUGGCAAGUGCUAUUUUUCUCA